AAAUGGCAUUUCUGUCCCUCCCUCGCUCACCUGAAUUUUCAGUUUGCUCAGGCAAGGCAACGAUUAGCUUCCUCUCGCCGAAUAAAAGCUGUCUUCUUGGUCUGAGGAGGGAAAAAAAUCUGUGUGUGUGUCUUCGCGCAAAAAUAAUUUCUCAGCCAGCAGAUUAAGCAUUUAAUGCUGGUGUGUUAACCAAGGCGCAAACUUUAAUCAACGGGGUGGUUGCAAAUGAGGCAACCGCAGAGGAAAAGGGUCGGGCGGAUGGUGGCAGUGGCACGCCGCAGCUACCUCUCCCCUCCCCAUCGCCGCCAACGCCAAGGCCAACAGCACAACCAUCGCACCACCCAAGAAAUGGAGCUGAGUGUGCCCCUUCUCCUCCUCGCGGCUCCCCAAGCUCCUGCUCCGCGCGCGUAGCCGCGCGGCACCUCCCAGUCCCAACACGCCCGCAAGCUCCGCUCACCGCGAGGUAAUAUCCCCGGUUCUGUUCUGCUGCUCCCCGGCGCGGAUCGUUUGUUAGUGUUUGUUUCUUGAGCCUUCUGGUGCUGUUUGAACCGUGAAGAUGGCGGCGAUGACUGCUUACAAGUAUCAAGCUCAGGCCUUGAUGAGGGACUAUCUGCUAGCUGAUCCACUAGUUCCGUACACCUCUGUGCUCAUUGGCAUUGUCCUCUGCAAGAUGGCUUACGAUUUCACUCGAAUAUUGAGCUCCUUUUAUUUCAAGGGCUACACUUUACUGACAAAAAUACAGCGCAUCGAAUGGAACAAUAGGGGUAUGUCCAGCGCUCAUGCAAUUUUUAUCACGGCUGUAUCAUUAUAUCUUGUCAUGUCAACUGAUCUUUUCUCCGACCGCGUCAAGGGACCUAUUACAUUCCGUUAUUCGAUAAUAUCCACCUCUGCGUUGGGGGUUUCUGUCGGCUACUUCAUCACUGAUCUUGCAAUGAUCUUCUGGCUGUAUCCUUCCCUUGGUGGAAUGGAAUAUGUCCUCCACCAUACUGUUUCCCUGGUUGCAAUAGCUUACACAAUGUUGUCUGGGGAAGGGCAGUUUUACACAUACAUGGUUCUCAUUUCAGAGACAACCACCCCUGAAAUCAACUUGCGAUGGUUUCUUGACACUGCUGGACUGAAGAAAUCAAGUGCUUACUUGGUUAAUGGAAUUCUGAUGUUUGUUGCAUGGCUGGUGGCAAGGAUAUUUUUGUUCAUGUAUGUAUUUUACCACAUCUAUUUGCAUUACGGUCAGAUAAUGCAGAUGCAUGCCUUUGGGUACUACCUGACAUUUGUUGUGCCAUCAGUGCUCUUUGUAAUGAACACAAUGUGGUUCAUGAAGAUCUUAAAAGGUGUGAUGAAAACACUGGCAAAAUGGCCAUGACGUGGAUGACGCCAAGAGGAUCUCAGAACUAUCAACAGGAUUUCGUCUUUCUGGCAUCAUUACGUGACCUUAAUCUGUGAAGUUAUGGAUAUCAGGGUAACUAGAGAAACAUAAUAUGUAAAGUAUUAGCAAACAAGCUAUAUUAGGUGAAAUUGCCCUAUUUUCAGUCGAGCUGGAAGUUCAUAACCGGUUUGGUUUGUACCGGAGAUCCAGCACGCUGUUCUGCUUACCCCACCUGUGCCAUGUGUAUAUCUGAAGAGAAUUUUAAUGGGUGGUUUGUUCAACAGUACAAUCCCAGUGCUGUGUA
Messenger RNA from Zea mays, 1667 nucleotides. RefSeq lists its product as uncharacterized. The transcript has 9 exons. NCBI's taxonomy places the organism in Eukaryota, Viridiplantae, Streptophyta, Magnoliopsida, Poales, Poaceae. Bases 557 to 1360 code for a protein of 267 amino acids. Gene Ontology annotation, biological process: lipid homeostasis. Gene Ontology annotation, cellular component: membrane; endoplasmic reticulum. The record is from RefSeq and is a predicted model, not a curated record.